Messenger RNA from Prorocentrum cordatum, 2095 nucleotides. NCBI's taxonomy places the organism in Eukaryota, Dinophyceae, Prorocentrales, Prorocentraceae. The record is from the annotation of a GenBank genome assembly.
CCAACACCACAGGAUAGCUGGGAACAAAGGGGCGACCCCAUCGCCCCUUCUCCUCCUAGUAGCUCGCGCCGCCCGCACUCCUGCUUCUUCAGCUGUGCAGCGCGGCGUGCGCCGCCCUGGUUGGCGCAGCUGCUGCCCCCGCCUUCUUUUUCUCCCGCCCCAUUCCCCACCUGCCUCCCUCCCCUUCCUCCUCGACCACCCCCGGCGCGUCGCGGCCACGAUGGCCACCGCCGUGCGGCGGCCGGCUGCGGUGGCCGCGCCCGCCGCGGCCGCGGGGACGCUAGGGCAGCCGCCGCCGGAGGAGUGCCCGAUAUGCUACGGCGCGGGCGGGAUGCGGCGGCUCCAUCCCUGCGGCCACUCCCUCUGCGGCGCCUGCGUGGUGAAGGUCGAGCAAUUUGCGGGGGCGCAGCGCAAGGAGAGGCGGUGCCCCCUGUGCAGGCAGUGCUUCGUGGCCCUCCACAGGCCCAGCGGCCUGGUGGAACUCUGCGCCCGCAGGCUGGAGUGGUGCGCUCCCAGCCCCGGCGAGAUUGCGCGCAUGCCCACGGAGCCAUCCCCGCUCCUGGCGCGCAUGAAGAACCGGCGGCUCCUGUACGGGCCGCUGCUCCUGGAGCUGCUGCGGGGCCUGUCGCUGGAGCGGCUCCCGCUGCAGGAGGGACGCCUGCAACCUGACGACUGCGGACGUGUCGGCGUUCGUGCCUGUGCUGGCCGAACCACUGCCGAAGGCCGUCGUGCUCAGCAACGUGGCAAUGCUGGACGACGCUGCCCUGAGCUGUCUGCUCGGGCGCGUGGCGCCAACGCUCGAGGUGCUGGACACCAGCAGCGCGUCCGAGAAGCUCUGCGGGCGGAGCCUGGAGGAGUUCGCGAGCGCGAUGCCUGUGCUCUCCCAGCUGAGAAUGGUCGACAAUUUCCAGCUGUCCUCCUCCGCCAUAGAGGCUGUGGCGCAGGGCUGUAGUGACACCCUGAAGCUUGUCAAUCUGAACGGCUGCCGCAAGUUGGGCAACGAAGCAGUUGCCAGCCUUGCCGCCUGCCGCCACUUGGAGCACCUGGGGCUCCGCGGCCUGUGGAAGCUGGAGACUGGGCCGCUGACGUGCGUGCUGGAGGCCUGCAGCCAGUUGCAGUCGUUGGACCUCACCUUUUGCAGCCGGGUGUGGGGACCCGACGUCUUCAGGGCCGCCGCGGGGCACAGCCAGGAGUUGUCGGAGCUGCUGGUCAGCGGGGUGGGCGGCGUGGACGACGAGGCGGUGCUGAGCCUGGCGCUCAGCACGGCGGGCGCGGCCAUGCGGCACCUGGCGAUCGGGCGCUGCGACAUCACGGCUCAGGCGCUGAAGGCUAUCAGGCGCAACUGCCCGCGGCUCCGCCGCCUCGACAUAUCCGACUGCCACGAGGUCGCGGAGAGCUCCGUCAUGGAUCUGGUCAUGGAGAUGCCGUCCUUGCGUGUCCUCCAGACGAAGCACUGUCGGUUGUUGUCGGUGCAGAUGCAGCUCUACCUGGCGCAGCUGCUGGCGGGCCGCUCCCUGGGCUACGAGGAGCAGCCGGCCGGAGGGAAGGCCACCGCUGUCGGAGCCGCAGGCUCGUUGGCCGCCCGCCCCGGCGCCGAGCCGGCCGACUGCGGCGCAGCGUCCUCCAGCAGCUCGCACGGCGCCGCCGCGGGCGCCUCUGCAGGCGCGGCGCCGAGUUCGUCAUCAUGCUCUCCGACUGUGCCGUCAAGCUCCUCAACGACUCUACCGUCAGGUUCCUCGAGUUCGGCUCCUUCGCCCCGAGGCGGCGGCAGCACUGGCACCGGCGCCGAGGCGGAGAGCGAGCCCGCGGCGCAGGGAGCCGACGAGGGGGAGGGCCGGCCCGAGCAGGAGGCGCCCCGCGCGGAGGCGGCAGCCCCUGCGGCGCCCUCCGGCGCAGCGAGGCCUGGCCCCGCCACCCCUCGAGUCGUCCCGGGCCACCGGGAGGCGAGCACGAGUGGGCCCUGGUGAUCGGUGCCGAGGGCAGCAGGCCGCACUGGUGAGCAGGCACGGGCACGUAUGGGCGCUGGUGGGCACGCAUGGGCACUGGUGAUCGAUCGCCGACAUAUCGGCGAUGCGGCUCGAUCCGCAGACCCCAU